AUUGAAGAGAUUUAAAAUGAGCCCCACUCACUCCCUGAACAGAACUCGCCCAUUAUUUCAUAAAAAUAUUUAUAAAUGAGUUCUAAAUAUUGAUUUAAUUAGGUGUUUGAAUCUGUUAUGGCUUGGGUAAAAAAUGAUUUGGCUCGGAUGAAACAUUUGCCAGAAUUGCUCACUCAGGUGCGAAUGCCUUUAUUAACACCUCAAUACCUAACUGAUCAUGUUGCUACUGAAGAGUUAAUCAGAACUUCACAUCAAUGUAGAGAUUUGCUGGAUGAGGCAAAAGAUUACCACCUAAUGCCUGAAAGACGGCCAUUGUUACAGAGUUUCAGAACACGUCCUAGAUGUUGUCCUGAUAUUAUUGGGUGUAUAUAUGCUGUUGGUGGACUCACAAAAUCAGGUGAUUCUUUAAGCACAGUGGAGGUAUAUGACCCUAAAAUUGGACGUUGGCAAAUGGCUGAGGCCAUGACAAUGUUAAGGAGUAGGGUUGGUGUAGCAGUCAUGCACAAUAAGUUGUAUGCUAUAGGUGGGUACAAUGGAACAGAACGACUGAGUACAGUUGAAGUCUUUGAUCCAGGUCAUCGUACUUGGUCUACUGCCGCAUCUAUGAAUUGUAAAAGAAGGUUUGUAAU
Molecule: messenger RNA, 629 nt
Organism: Parasteatoda tepidariorum (common house spider)
Lineage: Eukaryota; Metazoa; Arthropoda; Arachnida; Araneae; Theridiidae
Gene: KLHL18
Product: Kelch like family member 18
Molecular function (GO): protein binding
Source: RefSeq, a predicted model, not a curated record